Molecule: messenger RNA, 183 nt
Organism: Plasmopara halstedii
Lineage: Eukaryota; Oomycota; Peronosporomycetes; Peronosporales; Peronosporaceae
Exons: 2
Coding region: 1-183 (60 amino acids)
Source: RefSeq, a predicted model, not a curated record
AUGAACACCCACGGCAAUGAUCCUCGGACAGACUCGGCUGAUCGACAGCUCGGUCAUCUCUCCGUCUACCUUCCAUGGCAUUACCAAACACUUGAAAGGCUCAAGUAUUUGACACUGCCACGGACUUGUAUCUACGGCUGGUUGGUAUCUAAAUUGGUGUUUUCUCCCAUCUUAGCUAGUUAA